This is a messenger RNA of Dichomitus squalens LYAD-421 SS1, 1165 nucleotides long. RefSeq lists its product as uncharacterized. Bases 64 to 1014 code for a protein of 316 amino acids. The record is from RefSeq and is a predicted model, not a curated record. NCBI's taxonomy places the organism in Eukaryota, Fungi, Basidiomycota, Agaricomycetes, Polyporales, Polyporaceae. The transcript is spliced from 2 exons.
GAGGAAACCACUUCAGAGCAGCCGGACGUGACGUACGAGCCACCUAAGAAGUGUGUCAACAAGAUGGUAAAUUCCAUCAGGAGGCGUGGUUCCCUUCCCGCCGCGAGCGCUCGCGCCAUUCGGAAGACCAUUGGCCUACCGCGGAGCAAAUCUUUCAUGUGGCCGUCCCAUGCAGCGCCUGACGAACGCCAGCCGCCAAGCCUGCCGUCCGUGUCCCGCGACUUUACCCUUGUCAGCAACCCAUCCAGUCAGGACGAAAUAGAAUACACACCAGCCGCGCGACCGCGAGUCCGGAUACCCAGGAAGUCUUCUCAGCAGCCAGCCGCGAUCGAUACCGACGCACUGUCAGCCGUUGAUGAAUGCCCUAUACAAGACCGCGAGCCAGAGCUGAAGCCGUCAAACGACAUGCAGAAUCAGACUCAGAUCACGCUGGCAGGGCCAGUCGACUCGAGCUCCUCACCCGCCGAUACGUCGGCACCGCCUUCCAAGCACCGCUCACGUCGACGCGUGAAGGGGCCGCGCCCCCGACCUUCGAGCAUGUCCGCCACUGUUGACGGGGAUGGACGGCGACGAUACGCCCGCCCUGCUCGGCCCGACAACUCCAUACCCCACGAGAUCUUCGAGACGCGGUUUGAGAAUCCCUUCAGGCCGAGGUCGUGGAGCGCCACUCUGAAGCGCGAGAAAGGCUCCGCAUCCGAUACUUCCUCCCAAGCAUCGUGCACGUCCAGACGACUCAGCGUUUUCGGGAUGCUCUCGACCUUCCGUCAAUCCCUCGUCAAGAAAUCUGACGGAGACGAAUCACCGCGAGACCCCUCUCCCCUGUCUCUGGACUCGAGCGCGUCGUCCACCGGGGCCUCCGUCUCCUCCGCGUCUUCCAGGUCAAGAUGGUCGUUCUGCAUGCGCAAUGGGGUGCCGCGAACGGAUCCGUAUGGGCCCCCCUACUUCGCGCAGCCGCCGAUCCCCUCCGCGGAUGCGGAUAGAGGGCGACGCGCCGCAGGCCGGAUCGCGACAUGACCAUGAGUUCACGCGUCGAGGUCGAGAAGGGAGAGGAAGCGGGGGCACGACGGGGAGGAAUUGGCUCGGUAAACAUGGAUUGAGGAGACUUGUAUUUUAGUUACACGAAUGUUUGUGUGUACGGGCCUGUCAGAUUGAGAUUGACGUUAAU